ACCUUGUGAACUGUGUGUGAUACACAAACGGCGCUCGUCGCUCGCCGAGUACGCCCGCGUCGCCCGAUUACCGCCGAACGCGCUAUUUGUUGGGCCCCUGCACCGACACUCUGCACACAGGUGUCGGCAGACGACCAGCCCUUCCGCUGUUGGCUGAGCGCGGGCCUCCAACCGCGGUUUCUCCGGCCCUCUGCGCUUCACACAUUUGUCGACCUCUGAGAGUCUCAAUGUUUAUAAACAGCCGGCAUCGAUCUUGAUGACACGCUGAACACUUAUCGAUGCCGAGCCGGCGUGGCCGGGAGGAGACUUCAUGUAGACGGCGGCCGGACACCACAUCGCCACCUUGUGAUUAGGCUUAAUAUGGACAGUUAAGUGUUAACCUAACCGCAGUGCGUGGUAAAUAAUAAGGCAUGCUGUCUUAUAUGUUGCCCGUGGAAGAUAAGCCACCGCCGGUUCCAGGGAAGAGUCGGCUCGCCUUGGAGCUGGCUGACGCUCCGGGGAGCCCAGAGUCCACCGCAAGACGAGCCAAGACAUACAUCUCAAAGGACUCUUCCUCAAGUUCGUUCGCGAGCGACCUCACUGUGUCAUCUUCCACUCCGACCGGAGCGUUUGACAAACCAAAACAUAAGCUGUUGAGUAACGGAACUAAACACACUUCACUUAAAAGGGUGUCAUUUGGAAGCUCUAAGGGUUCAAUGGUGGAGACACUAAUAUACGAGAGUCCCCUCCAAGAGGAACCAGAAAGCAGUCCGCCGGCAGUACAAGAGACGUCGUUUUCUUAUACUCCUGUAGAAGAAGAUUGGGAACGGUCGAAGGUGCGAGUGUCGUUCUACCAGGGGGCGCGGCCUCAGUGCGUGUCGCCGCCGCCGCAGGACGUCCACAUCCCAGACAUGGCCGAUCAUAUCAUGUACAAUCGACAGAUAAGCACUGAAAGUGGAUGGGAUAAUCCAUUCCGGCCCGACGGCGACCUCAGCAGGGAGGCCGACGAGAUCGUGUCGCUGAUCAAAGGCGGCAAGCCCAUCACGCCCACGCCCGCCGGCCCGGCGCUGAGCCCGGACCACGACCAAGACGCAAACAACCAUAAUGCAAAUCAGUUGGAAGAGACAAAGACAAAAGUAAGUCCAGUGCAAAGUGCGCCAAAACUGCUGAACGGAACGAAAAACGGCGCCGCGGGCGAAGUGAAGUCCGGGCACGUGGAGGUGCAGCGGUCCCCCCCACAGGAGCCCCAGCAGCCCGAGCACGUGACCAUCAAGAAGAAGCCGAUGUGUAAGUGCUGCGUCGUGCAGUAAGUCGCUCGCCACACGGCAUCCGGCAUCGGUAACACACAGCUUAUUGUCACUACUCUCACUAUGUCGCGGUCGGUGUUAUUCGGUGCUAUCGUUUGCUCUCCUCUAUAUAUUAUGUACUCUGAAACAUAGUUCUGUGCUCAUUCUAAUCGAGAUUCAUAUUCCUGACAUUUUAAAAAUCCUCGUUGUUGGACUUGCAUUUUCCGUUGUAUAUUUUUAUAAAAUAGCUACUUUUCUGUAAAACACGUGAUAGGCUACAAAGUUUUUACUGUAACUAGUCUGGCUACAUAUAUACAAUAUAUAUAUAUCGUGUCUAUUUAAUAACUUAAUAAAACAUAAUAUUAUGAUAAGGGAUGUCAUUUUAUUGAUGAUUGUGUGAGAUUAGAAUCUCAAAAAAUAAAAAAUAUAUCAAAUCAGAGAGAGCUCUAAUGAAUUAAAAUAAAAGUUAUUUAAAGAGAAAGUUUUAUAUUUGAUCAGAUUAACAGAACAAUAUUUAAUUGUGAGUUGGAGAUACCUGAACUUUUAAUAAUGAUAAUUUAUUUAACAGACUGUUGAUAAGUUAAAUCUGUGUUGAAUAAUAUUUAGAAACAUAGUAGUAAUGUACCUAUAUUUUUAUAUGUUUAUUUAUGAAAGUAUUAUCAGUAAAAUAGUAUUGAGACGGUAUCAGGUGUUUGUUUGUUUGUUUGUUUGUUCCCCUUGGCUACUCAGUAAGCACUAUCCGAGUAUGAUAUCUUUCGUCCACUAGUGCUACAUAUUAUAAUGUUAGGUGGUGCUGCAGUCUCCCGCUAGUUUAUAUUUCGUAGAUGUUAGUGUCCCCCGGGUGUCAUGUCCGCGAGGGUAGAACACUACUUGGCUUUCAUUCAGAUCUCCCAUGUUCAAAUAUUGGAAACAAACCAUCUUAAUGGACAAUUAUGUACAAAGUUAAUUCUGCUAAUGUCAGCAUCUCAAUAGCAUUCUUGUGUAUUUGUUUGCUUCUUUAUAGAACUAUGUCAGCAAACUGUGAUUAUUUUAACAGACUAUUAACGGUAUUUAAGUAAAUCUAUUGAGAUUAAACAAGUCCUUUAAGUGGAUGUGUAUCCUUAAGUAGAUAGAUAGGUGAAUAGAAUCAUUACAUUAAGUUACAUAUUAUUAUUUAGAUUGUUUGUUAUUAGCUAUUAUUUGGAUUCGUUUUAGAGUUAUGGCGAUAAUCAAUAUAAUAUUGACUCAGGCGAUGUGUCUCUAGUAUAUUAAUAAGGUAGGCACACUACAUCGCUUUAUUUUGUUCGUCAUUUGAUGUUUUGUACAGUUCAGUACUUUAUAUGAACCAUAACAAUUAUUGUUUAGUUGUAUGACGUUAUUAUUGAUGCGAUUAUUAUAUUAAGUAAUUAAUAUAUUCGCGAAUCAAGCUUCUAGCUGGCUCUGUGUCUAUUUGCGAAAACUGUUUGUUACUUACAGAUUAAUUGUGAAGCAUAUACAAAUAGUAAGUGUUUGUUUAUUGUUUAAGUGCAACCGUUUCAGCACAAAUAUUUAUUAUGUAUGUGUCUUAACAAAGAGAGAAGCUUCGGAUCGCUGUAACCUCUUUUGUAUUUGUUCUAAUGCCUCUCGUCGAUGAUUGCGUGUAACAAGAGAUGUGUUCAGAUAAUAAGUAACCAGUCGCGGCGUCGCGAACGAUCGAUAGUGAUCGACAUUUGUCACCGGCUACUUGAUCGCUUCUAUCAUAAGUUAGCUGUGAGUGAGACGCCAGUAUGUUCCUCAAUAAUGUGUUUUAUUUGUCAGUAAAACAUUGUCAUUAGGGAACUAUAUCUAUGUUACAGGCUUACAUUUGUAUCGUUUCAUUUUCUUCCAUUACAUUCAUGUUUCUAUUAGCUUCUUUUUUUUCCAAUAAUUAUUUAAAUUUAUGUUUGAAGAAAUAUUAAAUGACAUAUUUGUAUAAAAUAUUUACUUUCUAUUAUGAUUGUCUAUCAAUGAGUAUGUACAAAUUUAUUAAUUGUAAUUUUAUUUUAAAUAAAUAUAUAAAGCCUU
This is a messenger RNA of Leptidea sinapis, 3287 nucleotides long. RefSeq lists its product as uncharacterized. The transcript is spliced from 6 exons. The record is from RefSeq and is a predicted model, not a curated record. Bases 411 to 1289 code for a protein of 292 amino acids. NCBI's taxonomy places the organism in Eukaryota, Metazoa, Arthropoda, Insecta, Lepidoptera, Pieridae.